AUGUACGCCACCCGUAUCAACCUCCUCCGCCUCGCCGCCCUCUUCUUCGCGGCGACCGCAACCCUGGCGAUGCCCGUCGAGCCGCAUUCCGACGAACUGCUUCCGGCGGUCAUCUACCAGCUCUCCGCGGGCUUCGACGCGACGCACCCAGCGUUCAACAUCGCCGCGCAAAUUGCGCUGUUCGAGCGCAACGCGUCCGCGAUCCCUGCGCCUUCGUCCGUGCCCGGCGGCGACGCACUGAAGUGGGAGCGCCACUGCGAGACCUCCGAGGGCUCGUCGCACAUCAGCGACGUUGCCUAUGCUGGCGCAAAGCUCAAGUACCUCAAGGCGAAGCCCUGCUGCCAGGUCAAUGAUCAGUGCACUCACCUUGUGGAGUCGUUCACGGCGAGCGUCAGCGUCUGCGGACAGAAACUUACCAACUUUUCUGUUCGCUGCGAUCAUGUCGGGCAGCAGAUUCAGAAGCUUGCGAAACACUGUCAUCAUAAUAAUAAGGCCGGAGGUAUCGCGAGGGUGAAGGGCUUCCUGGAUUUCAACGUCUUCCACUCGGGGAACACGUGA
Molecule: messenger RNA, 558 nt
Organism: Tricharina praecox
Lineage: Eukaryota; Fungi; Ascomycota; Pezizomycetes; Pezizales; Pyronemataceae
Exons: 3
Coding region: 1-558 (185 amino acids)
Source: RefSeq, a predicted model, not a curated record